AUUAAUUUCUGUCUUAAUUCAACUCGAUUUAAGGCGGACUUGGAGUCCGGCAGACGACGGUCAAAAUAAUGAAGCAGAAGCCCUUUUGCAUGGACGAACGUCAAAUUUGUGAGACUCAUUAAUGUCUUCGAACGUUUGAAUGUUGCAGAAAUAAAUUCUCUGUUUGACAUUACUUUUUCUUUCCUAGAAACGUGAAUUUGAUCGUGUGCUUCUCCUUUCUUUUAAUUUUUUGUGUUUGUUUUUUGAUGGAUUCGAAAGAUCUGGAGGAAAUUUCUUUUCCUGCGAAGAAAUGAAGAAAUUUGAGGGGCUGUGGAGAUUUUUAGAAAGAUAUAGGGUUUGAGGGGAAAAUUUAGAAAUUUUCUUUGUUUUUAAGGGUGGAGGGAAAGGCUUUGGCUUGUUUUGGUGGAAGAAACGGAGGAUUUAGAGUGUGCAAAAAGAAAACGAAGGAUUUUGAUUGCUGUGACAAAAAAUUUGAAGGAUUGUGCAUGUUUUGGUCAAAGGAACGAAGGAUUUUGCUUGUUUUGGUUAAGAACGAAGCAUUUCCCUUGUUUUAGUCCUAGAAAGAAGGAUUUUCGUCCUUUUCGCUGUUUUUGGGAAGAAGUUGAUGUUUGUGAGUAAGAACGAGACUACUCGGCAAAAAUAUGUAGAAAUUUGAACCGCUGUAGAGACAUUUGGAAAGAUUGAGUUUGAAAAAAAAGGCUUUGAGAUCUUGUGUUGCUUUCGGUAAGAAAACGGAGGAAUUUUAAUAUUUUAUUUCUGCUGAUUUUGGGGAAGAAAACGAAGGAUUUUGAAGAUUGUGUGUUACUUUCAGCAAGGAAAAGAAGGAUUUUGCAGUUUUUAUGUCGCCGCUGGCAAAAAGAAAGUGUUUUGAAGCGGAAUGAGAUUUUCCGGGAAGAAAAUCUAGAAAUUUAAGAAGCGGUGCAGAAAUUUCAGAGGAUUUAGUCCUUGAUCAGAAAAGGCUAAAUUUUUUUGUACCGCUUUUGGCAAGAACGAAGGUUCCAGAGGAUUGUAUUGAUUUCUUUUGGUACGAAACUAAAGGCUUUGUAGUAGAGCGAUAGUUUAGGUCAAAGAAUAGAGGAAAAGACCCGUUUUGUUUGAUAUUUGCAUUUAUUUGGUCAAGUAUCUGAGCAUUUGAGGGGUUGUCAAAAGUUCGUGCUCCUACGAGUUGUCUUUCAGUAUCUUGAGCCGCUCUCUGUAAAGAAAUGAAAUUUAGGCCAUUUAUGUAAUUUUGACUGCUUCUUGUUCUGAUCAGUGACACUGAAGUUUGUAUAUUUACCUUCGAGCCCUUUGAAUUAAGGGGCUUUAUAAUUUUCAAAACUGGGUAUCUUUGAUCUGGAAAUAUGGAUCUUUGUAUCCAUUCAGAAGAUUUCUCUCUGAGCCGAUCUGCAUUCAGUACAUAAUAUAGAUUCCUUGAAUAUUUUAUUUUCUUUUCCUGAGGAGGCGGCAGUUCUAAUUCUUUUCACUAUUGUUUACAAAUCCUUUAUACAAGGAGAGAAAAUAAUAGUGAAGUCAACAUGUCUUUCAAAAGCAUAGUGCGGGAGAUCAAGGAGAUGCGGAACGGGAUCGGUAAUAUAUCCAGAAGGCGAAGUUUUGACCUGAGGGUUUUGCAGCAGCACAAAGCAAGGUCCAACAGCACUGUAAGCGAAUCGCAGUGCCAGUUUCUUUUUGUUCAGCAGAGUAAAUGGGCCAAUCUACCCCCUGAAAUACUCUAUGAUGUGAUUCACCGCCUCGAUGCCAGUGAGGCAACAUGGCCCUCUCGGAAAAAUGUGGUUGCAUGUGCUGGGGUGUGCAAAUCAUGGAGGGAGAUCACCAAAGAAAUCGUCAAAACGCCAGAGCAAUGUGGAAAACUUACUUUUCCCAUAUCAUUGAAGCAGCCUGGGCCGCGUGAUGCACCCAUACAAUGCUUUAUCAAACGAGACCGGGGGACCUCUACGUACCACUUGUUCCUUGGUUUAAGUCCUGGCCUGAUUGUUGAAAAUGGCAAAUUUCUCUUUGCUGCCAAAAAAGUUAGACGCCCCACAGGUGGUACAGAUUAUGUAAUUUCUAUGACUGCGGAGGACUUUUCCCGUUCAAGUAAUACAUAUGUGGGCAAACUGAGGUCAAACUUCUUGGGUACAAAGUUCACAAUAUUUGAUAGUCAACCUCCUCACAGUGGUGCAGUAGUGUCAAAUACUCGUUCAAGUCGGAGGUUCUAUUCCAAACAAGUAUCUCCAAAAGUACCUGCAGGAAACUAUAACAUUGCAAACAUUGCUUAUGAGUUUAAUGUACUUGGUACUAGAGGACCAAGAAGAAUGCAAUGCACAAUGCAUUCUAUUCCAGUUUCAUCUAUUCAGGCUGGAGGGUGUGCACCAACACCCACAGAAUUUCCUCAUUCCUUGGAUGAUUCCUUUUCAAUGUCAUUCUCUUCCCAUUUGAAGGAGCCACUUGUGGAUUUCAGCAGCUCAAACUUAUCAGAAGUUGCGAUCAAUGUUCUCAGCAAAGAUGGACCUCUUGUCUUGAAAAACAAGGCUCCAAGAUGGCACGAACAGUUACAGUGUUGGUGCCUUAAUUUCAGAGGGCGGGUCACAGUAGCAUCUGUGAAAAACUUUCAGCUUGUUGCAGCUGUCGAACCUUCACAGACUAUUACACAGGCUGAUCAGGACAAAGUCAUUCUUCAGUUUGGGAAGAUCGGCAAAGACAUAUUUACCAUGGACUAUCGUUACCCCCUAUCAGCUUUCCAGGCCUUUGCUAUAUGUCUAAGCAGCUUUGACACAAAACUAGCUUGUGAAUGAUAUAAUUUGCCCGCACUCAUUCAAGGAGUUCAUUGAUCCAAAGAAGUAUUUUAGGGUGAAAGUUUGGAUAAACAAAUUCUUCAAGUUUAAAAUGCUGACAAGGCUUUCAGGUGCGAUUAAAUCCUCUCUUGGAUUCAGAGCAUUUUCGAAUUGGUUUCAGGGGACAGGAAUAUCACUCAGGCAGCUCCUUUGAAAUACCACUUUGUGUUUCUGCAACUUUUGCCCUUGAAAAAAUAAAGUAAAUACAGAACUACUGGCUGCUAUGCCUUGAUUUGAGAAAAUUGUAUUUGCUUGAACCCAGGGCACUGACGAGUUUGAGAUGCUACCAAGCAGUUUCUUUCAAACUGGGGUAUUUAAUCAUUUGUACUGCUUGUUGCACCUAUAGAGAACUAUACCCAUCUUUUGAUUUA
This is a messenger RNA of Cryptomeria japonica (Japanese cedar), 3181 nucleotides long. RefSeq names its product tubby-like F-box protein 5. The record is from RefSeq and is a predicted model, not a curated record. The coding region runs from base 1515 to 2771 and encodes 418 amino acids. Gene Ontology annotation, molecular function: protein binding. Lineage: Eukaryota; Viridiplantae; Streptophyta; Pinopsida; Cupressales; Cupressaceae. The transcript has 4 exons.